This is a messenger RNA of Oncorhynchus masou masou (cherry salmon), 8951 nucleotides long. It is a transcript of the gene pth1r, whose product is annotated as parathyroid hormone 1 receptor. NCBI's taxonomy places the organism in Eukaryota, Metazoa, Chordata, Actinopteri, Salmoniformes, Salmonidae. The record is from RefSeq and is a predicted model, not a curated record. Gene Ontology annotation, molecular function: parathyroid hormone receptor activity; G protein-coupled peptide receptor activity; peptide hormone binding. Gene Ontology annotation, biological process: adenylate cyclase-activating G protein-coupled receptor signaling pathway; intracellular calcium ion homeostasis; cell surface receptor signaling pathway. Bases 1085 to 2713 code for a protein of 542 amino acids. Gene Ontology annotation, cellular component: plasma membrane. The transcript is spliced from 13 exons.
UCGAGCCGCUGCCGUCAACAUUUGGAGCCGCGUUGAAUAUUAGGGAUAACUCUUUGAAAGGAAGCUGCCUUUUUUAGAUGUAGGUGGUUCUGAAAUAGGUGAAAUGAAUCAGUUUGUUUUCUCUCAAAUAGCGUAAGUGUGAUCUUGAUAGCCGAGUUGGCGUUUUCCUUGGACUGUCUAUAUCACCAUGCGUAAAUCGCGUUACGUUUUGGGAUUUGAUACAUCCACAUAGACUGGUAUAACUGAAGCUAAACUUUUUAUAGUUCGAUACAAUGUAUAGAUUGAUCAUUAGUUGAUCAUUUAGUCUUUUUUGAAUGGGCCAACUAUUCUUUUCCGAAAUUAAUGUCUGGGGGGACAGCCAACGAUAAGAUGUUUCGCCAAAGCAAGAAUCUUAUUAGGAAAAGUUCAGAAUUUUAUGACUGACGUGACGCUUUGUCUUGAGAUGCAUUUUGUAUGCUAAAAUCUGUCAUAAGCAAGCGUCUUCUGUGAAAUUAUCAUAUAAUUAAUUUGGCAAUAGUUAUUUAGUGUGAGAGAGGACAUGAUGCGGCAUGCGUUUGUGCACUAUAUGCAAAUUCAUUUAGUCUUAAUAAGUUAGCUACAUCUUUUCGUAUGAGUUUGACCACUUACCAAUUAACAUUUGGACGGAGUUAGUGAGAAGGAACGUUUGGGGUAUGGCAUAAAGGGCGCACAGCUCCAUACUGAAGUGUUUAAAUUAGUCUGAAGGACUAAAAAGACCUAAAAAUACCGCGCUGGUUUCUUCUCCACAAAGAAUCAUUUGAACUUCCCACCGCAGAACGAGAGCGACAUAAAUAGUUCUGACAUGUGGAUGUAAUUUCAGAAGAAGAAAAAAAACUGACAGACGCAGAGAAAUAAAGUGAGCGGGCUCAGUUUGAACGUGUUGCGGAUUUAAAAAGAGGAAGGGAAAGCGAAGAGAUUAUAGUUAUGAUUUUACAAGCCAGUAUCAAACCCAUAAUGAGAGGACAGAUAGAGUGAAACAUGACUAGCGCUUUUGGAAACAGUUAAAAGUAGAUGAAGUCAUUUAACUGAAGCAUCAACCUCUGUAAAAAUUGCUUUCUGAAACGGGAUGGGAGCCACUCUAGUGUUCCACAGUUUGGGCUUUCUUCUCUUCAGCUUGGUCCUAAGUCGUGUCUGUCUGGUAGAGGCAGAUGAUGUGCUCACCAAAGAGGAACAGAUCGGCCUGUUGUUCAAAGCCAAACGGAAGUGUGAGGUAGCCAUCAGGAACAAACACAAGCCUGGUGAUGGUUACUGCUCGCCGGAGUGGGAUGGCAUUGUUUGUUGGCCUGAGGGGUCUCCUGGAAAGCUGGUGUCCACUGCCUGUCCAGAGUACAUUUAUGACUUCAACCAUAAAGGACUAGCCUAUCGUCGCUGUGACAACAAUGGGACAUGGGAGCUGACCACUACCAACAACAAGACAUGGGCAAACUACAGCGAAUGUGCAAAAUUCCUCUCGCACUAUAACCAAAAUAAUGAGAAGGAAGUAUUUGACCGUUUGUACCUCAUCUACACAGUGGGCUACUCCAUCUCUCUGGGAUCACUUAUGGUGGCUGUGAUCAUCCUGGGUUAUUUCCGGCGGUUGCAUUGUACCAGGAACUACAUCCACAUGCACUUGUUUGUGUCUUUCAUGCUGCGAGGCAUCAGCAUCUUCAUAAAGGAUGUGGUGCUAUACUCUGGUUCUGCCCUAGAGGACAUGGAAAGGGUCAGUGUGGAAGAUCUCAAGUCCAUCACUGAGGCUCCUCCAGCUAACAAAACCCAGUUUAUUGGCUGUAAAUUAGCAGUGACCCUGUUCCUGUAUUUCCUGGCCACCAACUACUACUGGAUCCUAGUAGAGGGCUUGUACCUCCACAGCCUCAUCUUCAUGACCUUCUUCUCAGACAGGAAGUACCUCUGGGGAUUCACUUUGAUUGGAUGGGGGGUCCCAGCUAUGUUUGUGACAGUGUGGGCAAGUGUGAGAGCCACUUUGGCAGACACAGAGUGCUGGGACCUAAGUGCAGGCAAUCUGAAGUGGAUUGUACAAGUGCCCAUUCUAACAGCAAUAGUGGUGAAUUUUAUGCUGUUCCUGAAUAUAAUCCGAGUUCUGGCCACUAAACUUCGAGAAACAAAUGCUGGCAGAUGUGACACAAGACAGCAAUACAGGAAACUGUUGAAGUCUACUUUGGUCCUGAUGCCACUGUUUGGCGUUCACUACAUCGUGUUCAUGGCCAUGCCUUAUACUGAGGUAACUGGAGUCCCCUGGCAGAUACAGAUGCACUACGAGAUGCUCUUCAAUUCAUUCCAGGGAUUCUUUGUGGCAAUUAUAUAUUGUUUCUGCAACGGGGAGGUCCAGGCAGAAAUUAAGAAAACCUGGAGCAGGAGGACACUAGCGCUGGACUUUAAACGGAAAGCCCGUAGUGGCAGUAACACGUAUAGUUAUGGACCUAUGGUGUCUCACACCAGUGUAACCAACGUCACUGCCCGGGGGCCCCUGGCCCUUCAUCUCACCACGCGCCUUGGGGCCCCAGUCACCGUCAACGGGCACCGGAACCUCCCGGGGUAUGUGAAAAACGGUUCCGUCUCCGAGCACUCUAUCCCUUCCUCGGGACAGGAGUUACACAUUCCCGAGGAGGAGCAGCUAUCCAAUAACACGCCACCGCAUUCUGUUGAGGAGGAGAAACCCUCGCCUGUGGUGGAGGAGGAGCGGGAGACCGUUAUGUGACGUUCAUGUGACCUCGAGUGAAAGACAGUCAUGUCAAUAGCCCCUCCGUUGUGAGGACGAUCUCUGUAGGAAUGAGUCAUGGAACAUAGCACCAGUCAUUAUUCUCAGGAUGUUACACAGUAGGAGGAUGGCUGCCUUUCGUCGACACUGCCAGUUUUUCUCCUGUGAAUCGAGCCAGAAUUUUAGUGGGUGGAUAAGGACUGGAGGACGAAAGGCUCUAGGCUAAAAGGGUACCUCAGUAUUUGAGGUGAGCCACCAACACAGUCAAUCACCUUAUGUACUGUAGCAAACACAGCCGCUCUUUCUGAGACUAUUUCCACCUGCCAUAUGGACAAGAAUUCAUAUUUGUUUUGUUUUAUUUCACUGACUUCAAUGAGUUGCAGCAGGUACUUUAUAUUAGAUGAAAACCAACUUGCAGAUUUUUAGCUUUUUCACAUUCUAAAGCUAUUCUAAAACUUGUGGAUCGUGACUGGUCUGUGGAUGGACAGUAGGCUAAUGUGUCUGUCUGAAACCUACAACGGUGAUGGUCCACAGGUCCUGUGGUUGAAGUUGUCUAACAGCAUAUGUAGGUCCUCAUUCUGACAGGAGCAUGUUAGCUGAUGUUAGUGUAGCGGAUGGAUAAGUUAGCAUACAGCUCACUAGCUUACAUCUGUUACAUUAGGAACUCCUAGUGAUAUGAGGAGUUGCAGUUGCCUCUGCCUGCAUGGUUGGGGAGAUCUCACUACAUUUCGAUUGGUUUGAAAUAUGGAUGUCAAUUCAGAAAACCUAACCCACUUUGAUGUAAAAGGGAAUCAAACUCAGGUACUCCAAACCCACCAUUCUAGUGCAUCACUUUGAGCUAGUGUGUACUGUAGUUUCAGAGGUGUGCUGGCUUCUAGUGUUGAUUUAUAUGGAGGAAGGCCAAUGGAAGACUUUUCUUCAUGAUUAUCAACUUUUUGUACAGUUUUUAGUUUUGCUAUUUAAAAGAUACUAUCAUGAUAUUCAAUAGUGUAAUGACUAUGGAAGGUUAUGUUGUUUCCAUGAUGUGCUGAUGAUUAUAUUAUUCAAUGAUAAUAUUCUGUUUCACAAUAUAUAAUGCCACAAAAGUAACCGAAGCAUAUCAAUGGAGUGGGAGAGAGGAUUGAGGAUUAAAAAAAAUAAGCUUUUAUAUACUGUGCAGUGUUUUCCGAAACUAUUCAUAACCCUUGACUUAUUCCACAUUUUGUUGUUACAGACAACAUUUAAAAUGAAUUAGAUAAAUACAAAAUCUUACCCAUCUACACAAUAUAUUGACAAAUUGAAAACAAGUUUUUAGACAUUUUUGCUGAUUUAUUGAAAAUGAAAUACGUCAUUUACAGCGAUUGCAGCUGUGAGUCUUUCUGGAGCUUUCUCUUAAGGGCUUUGCACACCUGGAUUGUACAAUAUUUGCCAAUUAUUAUUUAAAAAAUGAUUCAAGCUCUGUCAAAUGUAUUGUUGAUCGUUGCAACACAACCAUUUUCAUGUAUUGCCAUAGAUUUUCAAGCAGAUUUAAGUCAAAACUGUAACUCGGCCACCCAGGAACAUUCAUUGUCUUGGUAAGCAAUUCCAGUUCAGAUUUGGCCUUGUGUUCUAGGUUAUUGUCCUGCUGAAAGGUUAAUUAAUCUCUGUGUCUGGUGGAAAGCAGACUGAACCAGGUUUACCUCUCAGACUUUGCCUGUGUUUAGCUCUAUUCCAUUUCUUUUAUCUCCUGAAAAACUACCCAGUCCUUAACGAUUACAAGCAUACCCAUAACAUGAUGCAGCCACCAGUAUGCUUGAAAAUAUGGAGAGCGGUACUCAGUGGGGUGUUGUGUUGGAUUUGCCCCAAACAUAACACUUUGUAUUUAGGACAGAAAGUGAAUUUCCUUUUUUGCAGUAUUACUUGAGUGCCUUGUUGCAAACAGGAAAGCAUUUUUUUGAAAUAUUGUUUAUUCUGUAAAGGCUUCCUUCUUUUCACUCUGUCAAUUAGGUUAAUAUUGUGGAGUAACUACAAUGUUGUUGAUCCAUCCUCAGUUUUCUCCUAUCACAGCCAUUAAUCUCUGACUGUUUUAAAGUCACCAUUGGCCUCAAGGUGAAAUCCCUGAGCAUUUAUCUUCCUAUCCGGCAACUGAGUUAGGAAGGGCGCCUGUAUCUUUGUAGUGACUGGGUGCAUGGAUACACCAUAUAAAGUGUAAUUAAUAACUUCACCAUGCUCAUAGGGAUGUUCAAUGUGUGCUUUGUUUUACCCAUCUACCAGUAAUUUGUAAACAUUUCUAAAAACAUAAAUCCACAUUGAUGUUAUGGGGUAUUGUGUGUACGCCAGUGACAAAAUAAAAAAUCUACAUUUAAUCCGUUUUAAAUUCAGAUUGUAACACAACAAAGUGUGGAAAAGGUCAAAGGGUAUGAAUACUUUCUGAAGGCACUGUAAUUGCAGCAAACUUUUCUCAAAGUUUUCAAAGGGAGGCACCCUCUCCAAAACUCAGGGUUGCGGGGAAACAGUUACAUUUUCGAAAAUAAGAUGUUAUUUAAAUGAGGAAUUCUCCAAUUUCACAGGAAAAUUCCAAAGGAGACUCGUGAAGAGACGGUAUGAAGGAACACCAGAACUAAUUAGCACACAACUGUUAUGUUUUUAUAUGGUCAAGUGUUAUGCUGCUCUUUUUGUAUAUACAGUAUGUAUGCAUUUGCAUAGAAGUCACAAUGUUUACAAUGAAAAUAAAAAUCCAUUCUAGUUGUGAGCUAAAAUAGCAUCAAGGGUCAUGGAAAUGUAUUCUCAAUAUAAUUUGAUGUUUGUACAGACUGUUCAAAAAUGUAUGGGAUGUUUUGAUAUUUGAAAUAUGUUAUAUUGUAUAUAGUUGUAUAUGUAUAGAAACUGGAGGAUAUACUGUAGGUGAGGGACAAUACUGUAUGUAUCAGGACUGUUAAAAUGAGAUUUCAGCAGAAUGCCUAACAAAGGUAUUGACAGUACAUUAGACAUAAUUAUUUGAUUCAAGAACUAAAUUGCACUUUGACCCUACAGUUUCCUCUCCCACCACUGUAUAUCCACAUUUCUACACUCAAGAAACUUUUGUGAAAAUAUGUCUAGCUACACUUUAUAAAUAUAUAUAUAUAUAUACUGUAUAUUUAUUAUUUGUAUUAUUAUUUUUUCUCUCUCUGCAUUGUUAUGAAGGGCCCGUAAGGCAGCAUUUCACUGUUAGUCUAAACGUGUUGUUUACAAAGCAUGUGACAAAUCAAAUUUGAUUUUGAUUUAAAAUACCCCAGCUUUACAAGUUCAGUUCCGUCACACAGCAGUUUGUUUUCCAGCCAAUGUUCUCAGAGGGAAUUGAAGGGUUCAAAUAAUUUGUUUGUUUGUUAGCUAGUUUGUCACAGAACCAGUAUUUGUGUCUUUACACUCUGUAAAAGUAGCCUUGUCCUAUACUGUAGCUAUACUGUGCAGUAGCUAAUGCUUCCGUCAUUGUCAUGCCUUAUGUUUGGCAUGAAAAUAAACAAACACACAGAGGAGUUUACUAAAGCACAAACAGACUGACGCACCAGGCUAUGUGUAAAGGUGUCACAGUUCCAAUACUUUAUGUGUCAACCUGAUCUGUCCCAAUAGUUAAUGUACAGUAUGUUUCAUUCCUAUCCAUCCCAAUAUUUCAACGUUCUUUCAAGGGUUGACUUAACAUAGUAAACGUACACUUAUCUUCCUCCAUUUUAGUAUGAUAUGUAUUUAUUAGGAGAACCCUUUUGGAAAACCUUUUUUGAUUCCAGGCAGAACCCUUUUCACAGAGGGCUCUACCACAUGGAACUCAAAAGGGUUCUACCUGGAACCAAAAAGGGUUCUCCUAUGGGGACAGCCGAAGAACCCUUUUUUUUGUUGUAGUUGCUAACCCAAAGGUUGCUAUUGUAGUUACUAAUUAGCUAACAUGUGAAAGUUGUCUGUGAUGUGAUUGGAACACGCAACCUUUGGGUCGCAAGAUGUUUGCAUUACACUCCCACAUCUUUCAUUUUUAGAGUAACACAUUUACGUUUACUAUGUUACUUCUAGUCUGAGCGGCCAGGCUAUAUGCGGCCAGGCAUAUACGGUUCAAACCUUCCCUCCAAAUGUACAUUUCAUUCCUAAUCUUUGUGGUUUCCUAUUUAUUGUCAUGGUCUUAUAUGGUUAGGGCACAUUACGUUUUACACCAGAUAAAUAUAGAGCUAAAUAUAGUUCAUUUUCUGCCUUACAAAGUUCUGUUGCAUGAUAUGCAGUUGAAGUCGGAAGUUUACAUAAACCUCAGCCAAAUACAUUUAUACUCAGUUUACAUACACUCAAUUAGUAUUUGGUAGCAUUGCCUUUAAAUUGUUUAACUUGGGUCAAACGUUUCGCCUGACCGCUGGUGUAACUGAGUCAGGUUUAUAAGCCUCCUUGCUUGUACAUGCUUUUUCAGUUCUGCCCACACAUUUUCUAUAGGAUUGAGGUCAUGUCUUUGUAAUGGCCACUCCAAUACCUUGACUUUGUUGUCCUUAAGCUAUUUUGCCACAACUUCAGAAGUAUGCUUGGGGUCAUUGUCCAUUUGGAAGACCCAUUUGCGACCAAGCUUUAACUUCCUGACUGAUGUCUUGAGAUGUUGCUUCAAUAUAUCCACAUAAUUUUCCAUCCUCAUUAUGCUAUCUAUUUUGUGAAGUGCACUACCCCUCCUGCAGCAAAGCACCCCCACAACAUGAAGCUGCCACCCCCGUGCUUCACGGUUGGGAUGUUGUUCUUUGGCAAGCCUCCCCCUUUUUCCUCCAAACAUAACGAUGGUCAUUAUGGCCAAACAGUUCUAUUUUUGUUUCAUCAGACCAGAGGACAUUUCUCCAAAAAGUACGAUCUUUGUCCCCGUGUGCAGUUUUUUAUCUCAGUUUUGGAGCAGUGGCUUCUUCCUUGAUGAGCAGCCUUUCAGGUUAUGUCAAUAUAGGACUCAUUUUACUGUGGAUAUAGAUACUUUUGUACCUGUUUCCUCCAGCAUCUUCACAAGGUUGAUUUGCACUUUUUGCACCAAAGUACAUUCAUCUCUAGGAGACAGAACACAUCUGCUGUGUGGUCCCAUGGUGUUUAUACUUGCAUACUAUUGUUUGUACAGAGGAACGUGGUACCUUCGGGCGUUUGGAAUUUGCUCCCAAGGAUGAACCAGACUUGUGGAGGUCUACAAUUUUUUCUGAGGUCUUGGCUGAUUUUCUUUUGAUUUUCCCAUGAUGUCAAGCAAAGAGGCACUGGGUGUGAAGGUCCACAGGUACAUCUCUAAUUGACUCAAUGAUGUCAAUUAGCCUAUCAGAAGCAUCUAAAGCCAUGACAUUUUCUGGAAUUUUCAAGCUGUUUAAAGGCACAGUCAACUUAGUGUAUGUAAACUUCUGACCCACUGGAAUUGUGAUAGUGAAAUAAUCUGUCUGUAAACAAUAAAAUUACUUGUGUCAUGCACGAAUUAGAUGUCCAAACGGACUUGCCAAAACUGUAGUUUGUGAACAAGAAAUGUGUGGAGUGGUUGAAAAAUGAGUUUCAAUGACUCCAACGUAAGUGUAUGUAAACUUCCGACUUCAACUGUACAUGUAAGCGUGAUAUAAGGAUACUAUUAGAGAACGUGUUACCAAAAGAUGCCAUCUACACCAACAAGGAAAUGAAAAAUAAAGUUGAAUAUCCACAUUUUCUUAUACAGUGGUUAUCUUACACCCACCUACAGCCAACGAACAUGCCACUAGUAAAUAAGCUUGGUAGUAUUGUGUAUAGUAGAUACGCUAGUCUGGCCUUUAACUGUCCUUGUUUGAUUAGGAGGGGGCAACACUAGAACCAGUGUUGAUGGGAAAAUAUCAUUUCAAACAAACAUUUGUAGAUUUAUGCGCACUUUAAUACCCUAUUCCAUUUCAUAUUGAUUGUAUCAUGUAAAUUGAUUGUGUUUUUGAAUUCGAUAUGUAAAAAGGCCAUUACUUUACAGAGAUAAUAGUGUACACUUUUUAUUUUUUAUUUUUUACCUCUCAUGGAAGUAUAUAAAAUCACCUAUGAUAUUUUCGUUGUAUUUUUUAUUUAUCUCAUAUUGCAAAUGUAUCUGUCCUCAGAGAGAUAGGAGUUGGUAUUUUGUGUUAAUAGUCUACUGUAUAUGCCAUGUGUGGAGAGGGUGUGACUGUUUUGUUUGAAAUAGGACACCAUACCUGGUUGAUUUCGUGUCGGUUGUGUGAAGUCAAUGUUGUAAACGUGGGUUUAAGAGAAAUGUUUUUCAGUCUUGAUGUUCAUCAUUGUAUUGUGAAUAAGACAAUUAAAAUGUACAAUUCUA